Molecule: messenger RNA, 1691 nt
Organism: Condylura cristata (star-nosed mole)
Lineage: Eukaryota; Metazoa; Chordata; Mammalia; Eulipotyphla; Talpidae
Gene: MRGPRG
Product: MAS-related GPR, member G
Exons: 1
Coding region: 592-1647 (351 amino acids)
Biological process (GO): G protein-coupled receptor signaling pathway
Cellular component (GO): membrane
Molecular function (GO): G protein-coupled receptor activity
Source: RefSeq, a predicted model, not a curated record
ACUGAACGUGUCACUGAGUGUGUGUGACUGAGCAUGUGAUUGAGCAUGUGACUGAGCGUGUGUGACUGAGCAUGUGACUGAGCGUGUGACUGAGCGUGUGAGUGUGCGUGCCUGUGUCCACCAAGCUGACACCCAGAGCGGCCACCUGCCUGGUCUCUGGGUUGACGAUCAGGACAGCGCCACCCUGAGGCCUUUGUCACUGCCUGGUUGGAUGUCACCAUGUCCCUAGGGCCCGUGAGUCCUGACUACGCUGUCGUUUGUCAUCUGUGGUCACCGUUCCCAGGACCGGAGGGAGAGGCCCGUGUGGAGGAGCCGGGGACUCGCCACCCCGGGACAGCAGGACCCGCCUGGCCCAGCCGUGAGCGACGCAUCAGGCUCUAGUCCGGCCCUUGGGACACGGGGCGACUUCUGGGGCCAGGGACGGCCCCCGGGCUCUGGUGGACGGCAGGUCUGGGGUCCCCCGGGCUCCCUGGUCCUGGCUCCCAAGGGCCGUGGGGGGUCUGCAGCGGGCGUCGGACAGGGUCGCUCCCCUGACCUCAGAGGCACCGGCCCGUCCCCCCUCUGCCCACAGGGGACCCCCCGGGGCCCGUGAUGGCGGGGGGGCCCACAGACCCCGGCCUGGGGGUCCCUCCCAGCCCGGGGAACCUGUCGCCAGGCUCGGAGCCCUGUUCUCUGCCGGACACCGUGACCCGGAACGGCACGCCCCGGGCCGACGGGGCCCAGCCCUUCUGGCAGGCCGAGUACGCCUUGUCGCUGCUGACCGUGCUGGUCGGCCUGUGCGGCCUGGCGGGCAACGGCGCCGUCGUGUGGCUGCUGGGCUUCCGCCUGCGGCGCAGCCCCGCCUCCGUGUACAUCCUCCACCUGGCCUGCGCCGACUUCGCCUUCCUGCUCUGCUCCUGCGCCUGGAAGCUGCUGACCCUCCUCAGCCCCCACACGCGCCAGCCGGCGGUGCUCCUGGACCUGGUGUGGGACACCUCGUUCCUGGCGGGCAUGCUCCUGCUGGUGGCCGUCAGCGCCGACCGCUGCGUCUGCGUGCUCUGGCCGCUCUGGUACCGGUGCCGCCGCCCCGCCCGCCUGUCCGGCGUCGUGUGCGCCCUCGCCUGGGCGCUGGCCCUGUGCUGCGAAGUGCUGGAGCACCUGUGCCACUCGUUUCUGGACAUCCCGUGCCACAGGGUCCUGUGGCUGUACGAGGUGGUGACCCUCACCACGUUCCUGGUGCUGUGCGUGUCCGGCCUGACGCUGCUCGUCCGGGUCCAGUGCGGCCGCUGGGGGGCCCGGCCCGCCCGGCUGCACGCGACCAUCCUGCUCAACAUCCUGGCCUUCCUGCUGCUGCAGGUGCCCUUCAGCGUUCACUUCCUCGUGUCCACCCUGUCCGCCAACCCUCUCUACGGCCCCCUGGUGAAGACCAUCAUGCAGCUUCUCCCCAUCCUGAACAGCGCGGUGAACCCCGUCAUCUACUUCUUCGUGGGGAGGCGCGGGCGGCCCGGCAGGGCCCCCCUCCGGGAGGUGCUCCGGAGGGCGCUGCGGGAUGAGGAGGAGGGGCCGAGCGUAGGGCCCCUCCGUCCCGGGGACACCGCGGCGACCCCCGCAGGGGGGAGAGGCCCCGGGGAGCCCCAAGGUCUGAGCGGUGACGGGGGCUGCUUGUAGGGAUCUGUCAGCCGCUGCAGUUGUCCAAUAAACUGGGAGACGCC